UGGAAGGAAGGGUAGGAUUUGAACGGUGGAGGGAAGGCAUGGCAGUGUUGGAGCAGGAACCCCACUGGAAGCCAGAAGGUGCAAGAAGUCGAUUCACAGGAGGGUGCAGACUGCCCUGGCAUGGGAGCCCUGGGGGAACCACAGGGAGGGAGUGCCAGGAGAAAGCUCCCUUAGUGCCAACACGCCCCGUGGUUGCCUGUGGGACAUCAGCAGUCGAUCUCAACAGGGAGCAGUUUUGCCCCCAGGUAACAGUUGGCGACACCUGGAGACAUUUUUGGUUGUCACAGCUUGGGAUGAGGGGGAAGGGAUGCUACAGGCACCUAGUGCGCAGAGACCAGGGAUCCAGUGCACAGGACAGGCCUUCUCCCAACAAAGAAUUAUCUGGCCCCAAAUAUCAAUAAUGCCAAAGUUGGGAAACAUUGGUACAGAGGAAAGAGCAUAGGCCUGAAGUUAUGUUAGAUGUAGGUUUGGUGCCCCCGUGCUGCACUCUCUGGCUGGGGGAGAGGAGUCUGACUGUGAGGGCUGCAGGCAGAAGCAGAGAGGACCGUAUAGGAGGCCAGUGCAUCGUGUAGGGCAGGGAGCAUGGUGACUCGCAUGUAGUGGUGGAAGUCAGGAGAUGGGACCUUAUUGGGGAUAUUUUUUCAAGAUAGAGGAGACAGUAUUUGCUGAUUGAAUGUGGACCGAGGGAAAGAGAGGAGUCAAGGGUGAGAACAAGAUUUCUGGCCUGAGUUACCAGGUGAUGGUGCCCCUGGCUGAGGUGGGAAGAGGAGGUUUGGACGGAGGGUGGAUUACUCCUGGAAAACAGGAGGCAGCCCUGGACAGGCUAUGUGUGAGACACCUGAUGUUAGAUAUUCAACCGAAAAGGACAAGGAGGCAGUUGGAUAUUCUUGUGGAGUUGAGGAGGUCGGAGAGAGGGAUCCACACUGGGGAGAUGUAAGCUCACAUGUCAAGGAAUGGGACCACAGGAGAUCACCUAGCACAGCGGUUCUCAACCCACUGGAUACAACACCUUCUUUUGAACGACAGAUAUUUUGGUAACAACUCCCCUUAUUAUCCGCAAAGGAAAUUUAUGGUUAAUGAAAAUGGCCUACACAUAAUUUUUUUUUAAAAAAAUUGACGAUCCCCUAACCAUAAUAUAAAAGGGAAAUAAAAGGAAAAUAAUUGAUGAUAAAAUGUUUCAAUAUGUGAGUUCCUGGGCCCUGCGGUACUAGAAACUACGAAGAAGCAGUGGGCGCUCUCACCUCUGGUAGAGCCUCUGGGGGUAUGAGAGCCACAGUGCAGGUGGCUGCAGCCAUGUCGCGUUGGCAGCUUGAAAACUAUGCCUGCUGUGUCUGCAGAUGAGGUCGUUUUUCCAAACUGGGAACUCGUGGUACCGUUUUAUCAAAAACAGUUCAGUCUCCCCUCAGUGUACAUGGUAUAGGUAUUAUUGGACAUUUUAGUGCCUAGGAGACCCAUGGAAAAUUUAUUUUGUGUUACAUGUGAAACAGAGUUGGGUUGUAAGUUCAGGGAAUUAUAAAUAGAUCUUUCACCUCUGUGGAUGUUGAAGUCAUGCAGGGUGCCGAACAGUUCUUAGUUAUGUGGACUGUCCUCCCAUAUUCCCGACUCACUAAAAGCUAGGAGAACCUCCCCAAAACAGCACAGGUUUCCAGAGUUUCCUGAAGAGAGCCACAGCCUAGGGUGUCCUCUGGGCGAAACCUUGUACCAGCUCCCAGUUUGCCUUGGGGGAGGAGACGCGGGAAGCCAGGUUCCAGAGUACAGAACUGAAUGUGAUUUCUCCUUUUGGAAAGGACCAGGGGUGGGGGAGGUAAGGUAUGUCUGAUCGGAUGGUUCUAGGAAGGCUUCCAGAAGGAGGUGGCAUUUCAGCAGUGGGGGAGUGUCUCAGAGGAGGAGAUGAGGCAGCAGGUGGGUCACACUGGCCCCGGGCACGCCUGGUCUCCCCGAGCCUGCGAGCCUGCGUGCUCUGGACACUCAUUAGGCUCGGCUGGAUUGAUAGGAAGGCAGGGAGUGGUUCCCUCUGGCGAGACCCUCAGGCAGGCACUGCCUCCAUGGGAGUGGUUGUUAGAGGCUAGGGCAUGGGAGGUGUGGCUUUUCCGGUUUGGUUUUGGUUUGGUUUUGCUUUUUUUUUUUUGGUCAUGAAUUUAUUUUUCUGGUAAAGGAUGUAAACUGUGGCAUAUAGACUUAGCUCAAAUUCUGACUGACUGGUAGUCCACGCCCUAGUACUGACCAGUUCGUUUUCAACGCCUUAAAGCCCAGAUCCAUCUUCUGAAAAUCCCAUGCCCUUUCUUGCAUCGAGCCAUCAAACCAUACAGGGAACGCACAGUGUGCCAGGUGGGUGUAAGCUGACAUGGGCACUGUGGCUCCGGUGUGCUCGGAGUGCACAGCCCCACACAAACACGAUGAAGGAAAAGUAGGGGAGCCGUGGGAGCAGCCUGUAUCUCAGGGGUCCCAUGGGGGGGGCGGUGCUCCCUGAGGAAAUGCCAUUUGAGCUGAAGAUAAGUAGGAUCUGCUGAGGAAGGAAUGAACGGUGGGCAGAGCGUUCAGCUCCCUGGGGCAGCAGGAAAGAGCCCGAUGGGUUUGGGAAAAGGAAAGCCCUGUGGCAGGAGGAGGACACCAAGAGUCCGGCAGGGCGGAGCAGGCCUUCGUAGCCAGGGAAGGGUUUGGGUCUUUAUCGUAGGAGCCUGGGAGCUACUGAAGGGAUGCAGUCUUCUCUGACAUGAUCAGAUUUACAUUUUUAAAAGGUCACUUUGGUGGAAAUCCACGGAGAACCGCUUGAAGUGACAGGAGAGUGGACGUGACAGGGAGCUGUGCGUCCUGCGGUCCUGUCCACUUCGCUCCACUCCCCGCGGGCCAGGGCUGGGGAGGACACGUGGGGUAGCCCUCCCCCUGCCAGAGCCACCGGAACGGCCUUUUCCUCUUUCUAGCCUCAGCCCUGGGGUCCGGCGAGUCGUGUACGCAGUUGAUCAUGGAGAGGGUCGGCUCGGGCCACCAGCCCCUUAGGUGAGAACAGAGUCUAGGGCUCAGGGGACGCUUCCCGAUCAUGGAGGCAGCCAGAGCGCCAGCCAGGAGACACGCUUGUUGAAAGUCGUGGGUCCAGCUCGACUGGCCCUUCCUGCGGGCCCUGCGGGCAUCUUCAGGAGAGGUCCGCCCCCACUGACCAGAGCCGGGGAGCUGCAGCUUCCACGGAUGGGGAGGUGGGCCCUCGACGUGGCCUUUGUGUGGAGGGCGGUGUUGACUCUGGGGCUGGUCCUUCUCUACUACUGCUUCUCCAUCGGCAUCACCUUCUACAACAAGUGGCUGACCAAGAGCUUCCACUUCCCCCUCUUCAUGACCAUGCUGCACCUGGCUGUGAUCUUCCUGUUCUCUGCCCUGUCCAGGGCCCUGGUUCAGUGCUCCAGCCACAGGGCCCGCGUGGUGCUGAGCUGGACCGACUACCUCAGAAGAGUGGCUCCCACAGCACUGGCAACGGCGCUUGACGUGGGCUUGUCCAACUGGAGCUUCCUCUACAUCACCGUCUCACUGUACACGAUGACCAAAUCCUCGGCUGUCCUCUUCAUCCUGAUCUUCUCUCUGAUCUUCAAGCUGGAGGAGCUGCGUGCGGCGCUGGUCCUGGUGGUUCUUCUCAUCGCCGGGGGCCUCUUCAUGUUCACCUACAAGUCCACACAGUUCAACGCUGAGGGCUUUGCCUUGGUGCUGGGUGCCUCGUUCAUCGGGGGUAUUCGCUGGACACUCACGCAGAUGCUCCUGCAGAAGGCGGAACUUGGGCUCCAGAACCCCAUCGACACCAUGUUCCACCUGCAGCCGCUCAUGUUUCUGGGGCUCUUCCCUCUCUUUGCCGUAUUUGAAGGUCUCCAUUUGUCCACAUCUGAGAAAAUCUUCCGUUUCCAGGACACGGGGCUGCUCCUGCGGGUACUUGGGAGCCUCUUCCUUGGCGGGAUUCUCGCCUUUGGUUUGGGCUUCUCUGAGUUCCUCCUGGUCUCCAGAACCUCCAGCCUCACUCUCUCCAUUGCUGGCAUUUUUAAGGAAGUCUGCACUUUGCUGUUGGCAGCUCAUCUGCUGGGCGAUCAGAUCAGUCUCUUGAACUGGCUGGGCUUCGCCCUCUGCCUCUCGGGAAUAUCCCUGCACAUCGCCCUCAAAGCCCUGCAUUCCAGAGGUGACAGCGGCCCUAAGCCCGUGAAGGGGCUGGGCUCCAGCCCCGACCUGGAGCUGCUGCUCCGGACCAGCCAGCCGGAGGAAGAGGACAACGAGGAGGAGGAGGGGCGCUUUGUGGCCCAGGGGCAGCAGUGAUCAGCUUGGCAAACAGCUUGGAAGCAGGCCGCUCCCCAGCCUUCACACCUGUCGGCAGCUCGGGGACCCGGGCGGCCCCUCCCAGCCGCUGGGGAGCAGCAGCCCGGGGUCUCCCAGGCUGGCCUCGAGAGCACGUGACCACAUGGUGGGCCAGGGCAGGGAGUUGGUCAAACGGGUGAGCACCAGGCCAGCCUCAGACCUGGCCGGAGCGGGGCCCAAGUGGUGCUGGCGUCACAGCCACUUGCCAGGCUCUGAGAGCCAAGGUGGUGAUUUCAGAGGUAUAACGGGUUUGGACUGUGGGCCAGUUAGGAACGGGAGAUGGAGAAGAUGGGGCCUCAUCGCCUGGAGAGCAUCUUUUCUCAGAGAGCAGAUCUAUUUAUAGUUUGGAAAUAAAGGGUUUACGGUCGCCGGCCACCUUGUGUUGCCUGGAGGUAUGGGGGCAGGCAGGGAGGCUGGGCCUGACCUCUCCCCUCCUUUCCCUGCCUGGGGCCUUCCUGGGGAGACUGGUCAUACUCCAGGCCUCCCAUGUCUCUCGUGCUGCUGUUUGAGCCCCAGUGCCCUCUCUUAGGGCCCCACCACACCUGCAGGCAGGAAAAAAUAGGUACCGAGUUUCAUAUCCUGGGGACUUUAAUGCUUUCACAGCCUGAUUUGAAUAUUGACUCUGUGACUUACUAGCUGUGUGACCUUAAGCAAAUUAUUAACCUCUCUGUACCACGGUUUUUUCAUCUGUAAAGUGGGGAUAAUAAUUAUCUCAGAGUUGUUCUGAGGGUCAAGUCAAUAUUGGUAACAGAUUAAAUGUCAUUUAAGUAUG
This is a messenger RNA of Lagenorhynchus albirostris (white-beaked dolphin), 5095 nucleotides long. It is a transcript of the gene SLC35H1, whose product is annotated as solute carrier family 35 member C2. The record is from RefSeq and is a predicted model, not a curated record. Gene Ontology annotation, molecular function: antiporter activity. The coding region runs from base 3184 to 4284 and encodes 366 amino acids. NCBI's taxonomy places the organism in Eukaryota, Metazoa, Chordata, Mammalia, Artiodactyla, Delphinidae. The transcript is spliced from 9 exons. Gene Ontology annotation, cellular component: cis-Golgi network; Golgi apparatus; endoplasmic reticulum-Golgi intermediate compartment. Gene Ontology annotation, biological process: UDP-glucose transmembrane transport.